AUGAUUAAAUUAGUAUGGGUUGACAGCAAAAUUAACAAUAGUGAGAACUAAAGGUAUUAGUAAAGAUUAAAAUCUAUAAUUAAUGACUGUAGCUUCAUUGAUUCAGCUAUUGAUGCUUUGCAAAUUGUACAAAAUCAGCAUAGGGGAGAUUAUUUAGUUGUAAUUGUUUCUGGCAGUUAAAUUUAUGAAUCUCCAAGCAAAUCUUUAAACUCUCAUUAGAUUGUGUUUUGUGGAAAUAUUUAGGCUAAUUUCCUUAAAUUUUUAGAAUCAAAUCAUCUAUUGGUUCUUGUGAAUAAGGGUAUUCUGAAAGUUGAACAUUUUGUAAAGGAAAAUAUAGAAUUCAUCAAAGCUCAAUAGUCCUUAAACUUAUAGUUUAUUUAAAAAAUUAACAAUUAAGAAGAAUAUAAUCAUUAAUUUUAGGAAAUAAGUAUUAGGUUUCUAUUGAUAAAUUAAUAAUUAUAAUACAACUACGAUGCCGAUGAGGAAUUACUAAAUUUAGAAAUUGGAAAACUAACAUCAUAAGGCCUAUUAACCACUUUUCUACAAAGUGUAAAAAGAUAAGAAGAUUUGAAAAUGGCUCAAAAAAAUUAGAAAUUCACUAAUUUUGAAAAAUUAAUAUACUAUUACUCAAGGGAAGACUAACCAAUUUCUUUUUAUAAGGUGUUGAAUCAGAAACUUGCCUAAUAAAAAUAUGAAGAAUUGGAAUAAAUCAUGUGCACAAUAUUUGAUGGUUAUUCUAAUCUCAAUUUUAGGAUAUAAAAUUAAAAUACAUUAUAUAGAGGAAUAAGUUUUAAUAAAUCUCAAAAGUAAAUUUUUGAAAAAAUCAUACAAGAACUUACUUAUUGUUAUCAAAACAACAAAAGUAUAUUUUGGAACUCUCUAACAAGUACUACAAUGAAAUAAAGUGCAGCAUAUCAUUUUUUGAGACAUGAAUUUAGAAUUUUAUUUGAAAUUUCCUUGGCUUAAUCUAAUCCUCACCCUUGUUUUAAACUUGAGGAAUAUCACUCAUAAAUUCCUUCUGAGGAGGAGGUACUUUUAUUUCCUUAAUUUGAAUUUCAAAUAUCAAAUCUAACUUAUGAUGGGUAAAAAUAUACAGUUAUGAUCUAAUAAGUUGAGAAUAAUUUUUCGAUGGCUUUAGAUAGAGCAAUGCGAUAAGAAUAUUGGGACACAAGGAUUAGAGAAGAUUUUCUUCCAAAACUACUUUAAAUUGCUUCUUUUUANUUAAUAUUAAAGCAAAUGUUGAUUCAAAAAUAAUAAUAAUAUAAAAAUUAAUUGACUGAAUAAAAAUUGUAUAAAUGAUUAAAUUAGUAUGGGUUGACAGCAAAAUUAACAAUAGUGAGAACUAAAGGUAUUAGUAAAGAUUAAAAUCUAUAAUUAAUGACUGUAGCUUCAUUGAUUCAGCUAUUGAUGCUUUGCAAAUUGUACAAAAUCAGCAUAGGGGAGAUUAUUUAGUUGUAAUUGUUUCUGGCAGUUAAAUUUAUGAAUCUCCAAGCAAAUCUUUAAACUCUCAUUAGAUUGUGUUUUGUGGAAAUAUUUAGGCUAAUUUCCUUAAAUUUUUAGAAUCAAAUCAUCUAUUGGUUCUUGUGAAUAAGGGUAUUCUGAAAGUUGAACAUUUUGUAAAGGAAAAUAUAGAAUUCAUCAAAGCUCAAUAGUCCUUAAACUUAUAGUUUAUUUAAAAAAUUAACAAUUAAGAAGAAUAUAAUCAUUAAUUUUAGGAAAUAAGUAUUAGGUUUCUAUUGAUAAAUUAAUAAUUAUAAUACAACUACGAUGCCGAUGAGGAAUUACUAAAUUUAGAAAUUGGAAAACUAACAUCAUAAGGCCUAUUAACCACUUUUCUACAAAGUGUAAAAAGAUAAGAAGAUUUGAAAAUGGCUCAAAAAAAUUAGAAAUUCACUAAUUUUGAAAAAUUAAUAUACUAUUACUCAAGGGAAGACUAACCAAUUUCUUUUUAUAAGGUGUUGAAUCAGAAACUUGCCUAAUAAAAAUAUGAAGAAUUGGAAUAAAUCAUGUGCACAAUAUUUGAUGGUUAUUCUAAUCUCAAUUUUAGGAUAUAAAAUUAAAAUACAUUAUAUAGAGGAAUAAGUUUUAAUAAAUCUCAAAAGUAAAUUUUUGAAAAAAUCAUACAAGAACUUACUUAUUGUUAUCAAAACAACAAAAGUAUAUUUUGGAACUCUCUAACAAGUACUACAAUGAAAUAAAGUGCAGCAUAUCAUUUUUUGAGACAUGAAUUUAGAAUUUUAUUUGAAAUUUCCUUGGCUUAAUCUAAUCCUCACCCUUGUUUUAAACUUGAGGAAUAUCACUCAUAAAUUCCUUCUGAGGAGGAGGUACUUUUAUUUCCUUAAUUUGAAUUUCAAAUAUCAAAUCUAACUUAUGAUGGGUAAAAAUAUACAGUUAUGAUCUAAUAAGUUGAGAAUAAUUUUUCGAUGGCUUUAGAUAGAGCAAUGCGAUAAGAAUAUUGGGACACAAGGAUUAGAGAAGAUUUUCUUCCAAAACUACUUUAAAUUGCUUCUUUUUAUUCAAUAAGAAUAAAUUAUAUAAUAAAAAAAAUAGGAUAAUUCUCUAUCAGUGAUGAAUAUAAAAGAAAAUGUUUAAAAACUAAUUCAGAUGAUUAUUUUUUGAAGAUAGUUUCCCAGUUGCAAUUUUUUUGUGAUAAUUAGGAUUAUUAUAUCAAAAUCCUCUCAUAAAUGUUAUAAGUAAUAUAAAAAGAGUUCUCCUUUUAGAAUAACAUAACAGAGGAAUUUUUGUAAGUGUUAAGACAUUUAUUUUUAGUAAGUACAUAACGAAUAAUUGAUGAAUUUAUCAUGCUAAUUAAAAAGAUAUAUAAUCUUGAUUAGUUUUAGUAAGACAUUUCAAAUUUAGUGCGGCAAAGUGUUAAUGAGGCCGAACAAAUGAGAUAGGAAAAAUAAUAGAAGUAUAGUAUUGAUAAAAUCUUGUAUUAAGCAUUUUAAUUUAAGCAAUAUUUUUAUAACCAAAUGUUUACUUUGCUAAAAAAAAAGAAACUUUCUAAGGUUCUAAAGAAAUGUAAUGAUCCAAUGUUAAUAGAUUUGUGUCAAGUUUUAAAAAUGGUUAUGGUAAGUGAUUUUAAUUAAAAAAAUUACUCGACUGUAGAAUACGCGGCAACUCGAAAAUCCCUCAUCUUCAUACCAAAUAUCACAGAUUUUUUGAUAUUUUUAGUACAGCUAACAGCCUUUGAUUCCAGAUUUAUCUAAUGUGGAUCCAAUUCACUAAACUUAUUAGUAGAAAUGAAGGCAAAUCUCCAAUAAUAAUUUUUUGGGAAUAUAAAGAUUAAAGAUACAAGUUUAAUUGGCGCUAAUAUGUCAGGAUGUAAUUUGAGUGGAUCUGAAUUUGAUAAUGUUGAUAUAAGUGGAAUGAAGUUACAUGGCUCCCAAUUAUUUAAUUGUAAAUGGAAAAAUAUGAAAGUUAAUGAAUAAAAUUUUCCAGAUGGUCAUAUCCGACCUAUCUUUUCAAUUUGCUUCUCUGAUUGCGGGCGAUAUUUAGCAUCUGGUGGUGAAGAUUGCUUUAUCUAUAUAUGGAAUAUUUUUAGUGGAGAAUAAAUUGGUUAAUUAAUUGGACAUAGUUCAUAGGUUUAGGCUUUAUGCUUUUGCUCGAAUGAAACUUUGGCAUCUGGGAGUAAAGAUAACACAAUUAGAUUUUGGGAUCUUGAGAGCGGAUUAGAAUAACACAAAAUAGAAUGUAAUAAUGUAGCAUCACUCUGCAUUUCACCUAAUAAAAUUACUUUAGCGUCUGGAAGUUAUGAUUUCAUCAUCAGAUUAUGGGAUUUGAAGACUGGAGAAAAUAGACAGUUAAUUGGACAUAACUUGUUUGUUUUAUCGUUAAGUUUUUCUCAAGAUGGCUUAACAUUAGCAUCUGGUGGUGCAGAUGGGACCAUAAUUUUGUGGGAUUUUAUUAGUAAAAUAGUCAAAACUAAGUUAAUAUGUCAUUAGAGUUGGGUCUUUUUUGUAUGCUUCUCUCCAGAUGGUGCUAAAUUAGCAUCUGGUAGUGCUGAUAAAUAUAUAUGCUUAUGGGAUAUUAAAAAAGAUAAACUAAUAGCCAAAGUAAACAGUUAAAAUUAAGUAAGGUCAGGGUGUUUCUCUUCAAAUGGGAAAAUAUUAGCUUCGGGUGGUUUAGAUAAAUCUAUUCAUUUAUACGAUGCUUAAACUUUAAAAUUAAAGAAACAAUUAAAAGGUCACCUUGGUGGAGUUAUGUCAGUCUGUUUCUCUCCUAUUAAUAGUCUAUUAGCAUCAGGUAGUGAGGAUAAAACUAUUCGUAUUUGGGAUGUUGAGCCUGUAGAACAAAAAUUAGAAAAAUUAAUUAAUACCUAGAUGGUCAAAUUUGUAUACCUUUCUCCUGAUGGCACUACAUUAGCAUCUGGUUUGUAUGAUAAGUUUAUUCAUUUAUGGGAUCUUAAGACAGGAGAAUAAAAAGCAAAAUUAGAGAAUCGUUGUGGUAAAGUUUGGUCUCUAUGUUUUUCUCCUGACGGUACUAUAUUAGCAUCUGGUAGUGUGGAUAAUUCUAUCUAUUUAUGGGAUGUUGAGACAGGAUAAUAAAAAGCUAAAUUAAAUGGUCACACUAAUGGAAUUUUAAGAAUCGGGUUCUCUUCUAAUGGUAGUAUUUUAGGAGCUUUAAGUGAGGACCAUUCCAUCCGUUAUUGGGAUCUAACUAGCAGAGAAUUAAUUGGGGGUGUUGUUUAACAAGAGAUCUCAUUUAAGGAUUCCCUUUAAAACAAAUCGUUAAUUAAUUUUGAUGAGAUGAGUAUAAUGUUAUUUUUAUCUUUAGUUGAAUCACGCACUAUUUUCAUAUUAGGUAAGGGGUCUCAUAAACUGUUAGCCCAUGGAGCAUUGAUUUUUAAAGGGGAAUUUACAACCUAAUCUAAUAUUGAUUUCCAUCAACUUUUUAUAAAGAAAGGAGGUUAAUUUGUAGAAUAGAUAUUAAAUUUUUAGAUAUUCUGA
This is a messenger RNA of Paramecium octaurelia, 4949 nucleotides long. The record is from the annotation of a GenBank genome assembly. NCBI's taxonomy places the organism in Eukaryota, Ciliophora, Oligohymenophorea, Peniculida, Parameciidae.